GACGGAGUUUGGGGCCCCUGGUCAGCUUGGGAUCUGUGUAGUGUUUCGUGCGCCAGGGGUCAGCAGAAACGCCACAGAAGCUGCAUCGGCCCAUUCUACGGAGGACGAAACUGUACCGGACAGUUGUUUGAAACCCAAAACUGUACCGAGCCUGAGUGUCCAGGUAAAUUGUGCUUACAGUACGGUAUAAGGACCCACAAACAAAAAAAGGCGAAAGAUUUAUUUUAAAGAAAUGAAAUUGUGUACGGCCCUAAUGAAAUAAAUAAUGUUUAAAAAAAUGUCAUGUUUUAAAGUUUACCAAGAUAUUUUUAGCAAAGAUUUCAAAGAAACAGGGGCUACAGUUUAAUAAUAGCUGUUCCUUCAUGGAGAUUUUCGAGCACGCAGUCGAGUUCUUUUUUAUAGACUACUUCUAUUUAAACAUAUAUUUUUUUAAUUUAAAAAAAAAAAUUUGAAGAAUUUCAUGCUCCAAGAUAAUAAUAGAUCAUAGUAAUAGAUUUUGAUUCUUUUUUUUAAAGAAUCUACAAUUUUUGCUUAAUAAUAAUGCUUAAUAUUUUUAUGAAAAAAAUAGUUUUCAAAGAUAGUUUUCAAAAUUUACAAUUUAAGGUCCAGUUUGUUCGACUUUAAGAAUGUUUAGGACUGUAGCUUACUUUGUUCGCCUAUGUCUAUGGGCAUGUUAUAGCCCAACAAAGAUUAUUUUUGGACUAUAAUUAAGUUGCAGGAAUAUUUUAACUAUAACGAUUUUUUUUGGACAAUGGUUAUGGUACAGGCCUACAACAAAUUUCAAUUAUGUAUGAGUAUGAAUAUGUUGUCGGCCUAUUCCGAAGUCAACUCAUCGCCUUUAAUGAAUGAUUUGAUUGCUUUUAUUGAAUUUCUCCAAGACCGCUUUACCAGGGUAAUACCCUAAAGACCUUCAGUGUCAAGUUUCACAUCGUGUUUAAGUUGUAAAAGUGUUCUUCAAAGUUACAUCUCCAACUCUUGCGCUUUUCACAGAAGAUGGUAUUCUAACCCCAUGGUCCCCAUGGGGAGACUGUGACGUCACGUGUGGGGGUGGGGUUAAAGAGAGACGGCGUGACUGCAUUGGCCCAUUUUACGGUGGGCGGGACUGCGAGCAGCCGUUGAACGAAAGAGUCACGUGCAACCCUAAUGUCUGCCCUGGUAGGUGUCAUCGAACAAUCUAA
Molecule: messenger RNA, 1178 nt
Organism: Lymnaea stagnalis (great pond snail)
Lineage: Eukaryota; Metazoa; Mollusca; Gastropoda; Lymnaeidae
Source: the annotation of a GenBank genome assembly